CGAGUCUAUACCAUCAUUCAGUUUAAGACGCCAGCAGUCGCCACCGGUUCAACUUGUAACUUGCAACAUAGUCUGCCAUGACAGUCAUCGGUGUCACACGAGUGCACCGUUAAACUUUUAUCUAUUAUUGACUGUAUCUUUUUGACAAAGGAAACAAUCCAAUGACCUAAGUUGUUAUACGUUCUGAUAACACAUCGUAUGAUCGUUUUGGAGCGACGGUACAAUUACAAUAAGCAAUUAAGAUACAGAAUUAUAUUACACGCGUCUUCGGUCUAGUGAAUGGCGGCGAGUGGUGUGGUGUCGGUGUUGUGACGUGUGUCUCGUGCCGUGUUGACUGUCAGUUUUGUCAUGUAUCAAAAAUCGCAUCAUUUCUAGGUCUCGUGUGACAUUAUUGAUCGUAUUUAUGGUUUGCAUAAUUGUGUCUCGAAGGAUGAAAUAUAUAUGCUGUUGUAACAUUUAACAUUCCUUUUCAUUACUGUAUGGCAUUUAUUUACGAGCAAAAGUUUACCAUUGCCUAAAAAGUGCGAGAGUAAGGUGUGGUGAAAAAUGACAUGUAGAUUCUCAUUGCUCUUUCAUUCCUGCUUCUCUUUCUCCUUUCCAAUCUUUUCCCCUUCCUCUUUGUUCUAGGCACGCGUAUUCCUAUUCUUCUCUUCCUUCAUCCAUUCUUCACCCAUCCGUAUACCGGCAACUUGAAAGCCUUGCGAAGGUAAAAGUUCGCUGUCACGCGCGAUUGUCACGGUAUUGUUUUCACACAGAACGAUACUUUCCGUGAUGAAGUAAUGAAGAAAAAAUUUAAUACGAUCAACAUAAAGGAAGAUUAUUAAAGUGCAUAAAAUUGUGUUUUUAAUCAAUUAUCUUGCAUUGUAUAUAGAAGAACAUUUUCAACUCGUUUUAAUUGAGAAGAAAAUUAUUUUCAUAAAUAAUCAUCUGUUCAUAAAAAGACGCAUGAAAUAGAAGAAAUGGAAGAAUCUUAGAAAAAAUUUAGUUUUGAAAUAUCUUAUUGGGAUUGAAUGCCGGAAACGACCGGCCAUGAAGAAACAGUUUGCUCUGGUAGGUUCACGCCCCUAUACGCGUCACAUCUUGCUAUAUCGUCAAUCAUCGACUGAAAAUCUAUCAAUGUAUAUAGUGUUUCGUGAUUUGUGUUGCGUGAAAACCUAGUGUUGGAAAUUAAUCGGAGUAAUGCGUGUCUUUUAUUCAUUGUGUUUCAAAGUGAGAAUAUAUUGAAGUGUGUUGAAACGUGCCUCGUAUUGUAUCGUAAAAUAACGGGGUAUCGAAAGUGACGUAUCGUUUACUCGGAAUUCAUUCGUGACAGGGAAUUUCCUGUUACCGAUUUGCACUCGCUUGGCGCGUACGCAACAUUGCGCGAGCGUGCACGCCCCUUCCCUUCUCAUCGUGUUUUUAGUGAUCGUGUAGCCGUCGUAGGGGAGUGAUUUUGUUGGUUGUUUAGUGUUUGCACGUAACGACAGUGUGACCAAGCAUAUAUAGUCGUUUCGAUGGACAGUGUCGUGUUAUACGUGUGGGGCCAACCGAAAUACGCGUCUGCGCGUAAAACUAUAUACGCGCGAAUAAUCAAAAGAGAAGAGAUAUCUUGUAUUAUCUCUUUCUCACAUUCGACUCAAGAUUGGUGCUGUGAAUGAGAAAAUGUUUAACUUUAUGAAGAAGGCUACGGAGAAGGACGACAAGGAGAAGCGGAAGCGCGAGAAGAAAGAACGAAAAGAUGUCAAGAAACGAGAUCGCAGUAGUAUGUCCGCUGAGGAAUUACUACGUUUAGAUGAAGUUCGAAGAUCAUUGAAGAUUCCUGGUCGGCGGAAGGAGAAAGAAAAGUUACCGAGUGGUAUUACUGCGGACUAUAGUGCUUCAUUUUUCGCGUAUCUAGAUCGUGAUCUCUUGGAAAAUUCGCAAAACUCAUCGAGUUCAGGCCAAAGUGUUCGUGCCGGUAAUAAUUGGUCCAAUAGGACGCCAGAUGGUUUAACGCAAAGCGAUUCAUCAGAAACUUCCUUGACUUCUUUGACCAUUACGACAACUAUCUCUUCAGUUACACCGACGAACGUGUCUGGUCAAUCGGGAAAAAAUUUGCCACCACUGCCACCAAAACCUCCGAAACGAGGAAUUCUUAAGGGACCACGUUUAAGCGUCAGCACUGUGAAUUCAUUAUCGGAAGAAAAUCAAUUGCCAAACGGAAACGAGACCAAUUAUCAGGAGGCUAGCAAUCUAUUGGUCAGAAAUACUUUGCAGAACGAGGUGAUUGCGUAUCAAAACGUGCCCACUCAUUUAUCAGGAUUUGGGAACACUUGUAACAAAGAAGAAGCUUGUAGCGAAGAGGAGACACAAAUUGGACAGAGUUCGUGGCAAGUGUCGCCUCAGCGAACAUCCCAGCAGACUCAACAACAUCAACAACAAAAUCAGCAACAGCAUCAUCAUCAUCAUCAUCAUCAUCAUCAUCAUCAUCAUCAAAGCGACACCAAAUUGCUGCAGGUGGUGACCAGUGCAAGUCCCUCCGCAGAUUCUCUAACAGAUACAACGAAUUCCAGUUUCGCUACACCACCUUUCAGUCUGUCGCCUGUAGGAGAAUCUCAGGGUUUAUCAAGGUGGCGAUCCUCGGCAUCUUUCGAAGAGCAAGGGGUCGAGCUGCAGUUACCAGAAAUUGUUCCUCUGGAAUUGCCUGAACCUCGGGAGCUAACGAUUCAGAGGCAACCACCGCCGCGAAAUGAUUUCGGUUUCUCAUUACGCCGAGCUGUGAUCGUGGAACGAGCCGCAAAUGGUGUCACCCAGAUGAGACCGGUGAUCUUCGCUGAGCCCGGUUCGUUGAUACAACAUAACAACGACACCGGUUUGCUACCAGGUGAUAGAUUGAUUGAAGUCAAUGGAAUUAACGUUGAUGACAAAUCACGCGAGGAAAUCAUUGAUCUUAUUAAAGGCUCCGUUAACAGCGUUGCUGUAAAGGUGCAACCAGUUGCAGAAUUGUCGGAAUUAUCAAGACGCGGUGGUAGCGACGGACGUCAGGUUGAACUUGCGGCCGCGAAUAUUCGUGGCGGUACACUUCGUCGAUCUGGUAGUUUGCGGUUUCAUCAAAACAUGACACUUGAAGAGAGGAAAAGGAAUUUUAAGGCACGAUCCGAGGAGCAUCUUGCACAAGAACAAGCAUGGAUGAGUUCUGAGAGAAUUUGGUUGUUACAUCGGGGUGGUUUCACCCCUGCGACAAAAUGUGGUCCGGCAGAUCCAGAUACAGGGAAACUGAGAAUUCGUUUGACUACUUCCGGCGAAGAACUUUUGGUAGAUGAAGAAGAUGUUGAAAAGGCCAAUCCCCCUCAGUUUGACAAGGCCGAGGAACUCUCGCAAUUACGUUUUCUCAAUGAAUCUUCUGUUCUCCACACACUGAGGCAACGUUACGCCAGUAAUUUAAUCCACACUUAUGCGGGAGAUAGCAUGAUCAUUAUCAAUCCGGUGGCGCCAUUGGCAAUUUACUCGGAAAAGGUAGCACAUAUGUUUAGAGGAUGUAAAAAUGAGGAUAUGCCACCGCAUAUUUAUGCGAUGGCGCAAGCAGCUUAUAGAGGGAUGUUGGCAACUCGAAGAGAUCAUUCCUUAGUUUUUCUUGGUCGUAGCGGAUCAGGAAAAACGACAAAUUUUAAACAUGCCCUUCAUUAUCUUGUAUUGGCUGCAGGUACAGUUAACAAGAUUUUAACUAUCGAGAAACUCAACGCCCUAUUCACAGUCUUGGAGGCUUUUGGAAAUAGUAGAACACAUAUGAAUUCCAAUGCAACGCGAUUUACACAAUUGUUUAGUUUAGAUUUCGAUCAAUCAGGGCAAAUAGCAUCAGCUUCCUUACAGGUGUUGCUUUUGGAAAAAUCAAGAAUAGGCAGAAGAGCAAAUGGAGAUCCAACUUUCCAUGCGAUUUAUCGUUUGCUGGCAGGCGCAGAGGGUGCUCUCAGAAAAGAAUUGCACCUUACAAAUCUAGUCGCAGAGAAUAAUACUUUCAUUACACCUCUGCAAAAACAUGAGGAUAAGCAGCGUGCUAUGGUCGAGUUUAAUCGAAUCGUAGCCGCCUUUAGAAUUCUUGGAGUGUCCGAGUCUGAUGAAAAAGUCAUUUGGCUGGUCCUUGCCGGUAUAUAUCAUCUGAGUUGUGCUGGUGCAGUUAAGGCUGGCACUAGUUCGCAAAGUCGAUGGCAGUUCGCGAGAGUAGAGUGUGCAGAAAAAGCUGCCAAUUUAUUAGGCACUACUGUCGAGGAAUUAAGUAGAAUAGUAUUUUCUUGCAAUGGAGGUGGUGCUGGUACACCAAGUACUCCGAGACCUGCUUUACGUACACCGAGUCCUACGGAACAGAGCAAAGAUAUCAUGGGUUUAGAUGCCUUGGAAGGUCUUUUGAUUGGACUUUAUUCUGAAAUAUUUCACUGCGUAGCUGCUCUCAUCAAUAGAUCCAUAUCAUCCUCUCUACACACAGUGUCGUCUUUGUUACUCUGUGACUCGCCAGGUUUUCAAAAUCCAGCCUCCUGUGGACAACAAACUGGAGCUUGUUUCGAAGAUUUGUGUCAUAAUUACUUGCAAGAACGAUUGCAACUGCUGUUUCAUCAUACGACACUGGUGGCACCAAAGGACAGGUAUGUCCAAGAAGGAAUUGAUGUAGAUUAUGAAGAUGAUUGCGAUGAAGAUGGAAUUGGAUCACCUCAGGGUUUAAUUUCGCUAUUAGAUCGUGGAAGUUCGCAGGGUGCGACUAUGUUGCGAACUAGUCAAAGUGACCUUAGUGGGAGUAGGCAAAUGGAACGAAAAGGUCUUCUAUGGUUAUUGGACGAAGAAACAGUAUGUCCUGGUGGUAGUGAUGAAACAUUUUUAGAUCGACUGUUCUCUCAUUAUGGAGAUAGAGAUCAUCAAAUAUUACUUAGAAAAGCACCUGGAAAUAAUCAAUUUGUCUUACAACAUUUAUUGGGUACUAAUCCUGUACUUUACACAGCAACAGGAUGGCUGAAAGCAACACGAGAAAAUCCUGUUACUAAAAGUGCCAUUACAAUACUUCAAGAAAGCACAAGGGAAGAUGUUAGUAUGCUGUUUGUUAGUGCACGUGGAGCUGGAGUUUCUGGAACUUUAUGUAGUUCCAUGCCUGGUUUAGAGGGAUCACAAUCAUUAAGAAGAGCAUCUAGUAUACGACGAACAUUCACUGCCGUAAAAAGAAAAAAUAUCUGUCUUCAAGUCAAAUUUACUGUUGAUGGUCUGAUUGAAACCUUACGAAGAACACGAGUUAAAUUCAUUCACUGUAUAUUACCACAACACAAUGCUGGCUGUACUGAUAAUAAGAGUCUAUUGUCAGUAAAAUCUAAUCAAAGCGAGGAUAGUGUUAUUAAUGUUCCUCUUCUUCGAUCGCAGAUCCGUGGAAGUCAAAUAAUUGAUGCAGUUCGAUUACAUAAAGUCGGAUUUCCUAAACAUAUAGCAUUAGGCGAAUUCAGAAGACGAUUCAGUUUAUUGUCAAGCGAUGUAAAUACGCGACCAGGUAGUCCUGUAGCUGAUGAACGUCGUGCUGUGGAAGAUAUGAUGCUUACUAUCGAUGUCGAUCCAGCUUUAUAUCGAGUUGGUCAAAGUCAGAUGUUUUUCAGAUCAGGUACCCUGGAACGACUCGAGGCCCAGAGAGACGAGAAGUUAACUGGACACAUUAUUCUUCUUCAAGCAAGGUGUAGAGGUUAUCUGGCACGUCGUAAACUCAACACUUUGAAACUGCAAGAUCUUGCAGUUAGAUGCAUACAAAGGAAUGUGAGGAAGUGGAUGUCCGUAAGAGAAUGGCCCUGGUGGAGAUUAUACGUGAAAGUUGCACCUUUAUUGAACGUCCAUCGAACAGAGGAUCAAUUGAAGGCAAAGACGGAGGAACUUGAGAUUCUCAAAACGAAAGUGGAACGAUUGGAGCAGGAACGGAAUCAUCUGAAACACGACAAUGAUAGAUUGGAAGCUAAGUUGAGCGAAAUGACCGCCGAUUUUGCGGAAGAGCAUUCGACAUCGACACUGGCGGCCGAGAGAAUCGACGCCGAAACAUCGGAGCGUCUGCGAUUGGAACGUGAACUCCAGGAUAUAACCGAGGCGAAUAAGAAUCUCCAGCAGACGACCGAACGUUUGGAGAUGGAACUUUUGUAUGCAAGGGCCGCAGAUUUGAACGGUGUCGCAUCGGAUGCCGAGGAUGGCGAAGACGGUGGCGUAUACAAACAGAGAUACGAACACGCCGUGAGAGAGCUCGAGUUCACAAAAAGAAAAAUGGCGCAACAGCACGAGGAUGAUCUUGAACAGCUUGUCGGGCUUAAGAAGCAAUUAGAGAAGAAGUUAGCCGAUGCUUACGAAGAAGUCGAAGAGCAACGUCAAGUGGUCGGACAAUGGAAGAGACGCGUCCAAAAAUUGAACGGAGAAAUGCAUGAUCUAAGAUUAUUGCUUGAGGAACAAACAGCCAGGAAUAAUCUUCUGGAAAAGAAACAGCGCAAGUUCGAUUCGGAAACUCAAAAUUUAAUGAACGAUCUACGACAAGAAAAAGCACAACGUGAAAGAUUAGCCAGAGAAAAAGAAAUUGCGAUUGCAGAGAAAUUUACCAUAGAGCAAAAUCUUAGCGAUGCAAAAUUAGAAAUCGAAUUAAAGGAAGAAAGAUUACGGACAUUAAGUCAGGAACUUGAAGAAUUAACAUUUGGCGGGAAAACAGAAGAGGAAGUAGCACAAUUGAAAAAAGCGAAGCAUGAAUUGGAGAAAAGAGUAAAGGAUCAAGAAGAAGAGUUGGAUGAUCUCGCUGGCCAAGUGCAGCUUCUUGAGCAAGCGAAACUGAGGCUAGAGAUGAGUAUCGAGCAACAGCGUAAAGAAAUACGCAAAGAGAUGCAACAAAGGGACGAGGAACUGGAAGAUGUGCGUGGUAACGCGUUGAAAAAAGUGAAAGCUCUGGAAUCACAGCUGGAAAACGAACAUGAGGAGAGAACGAUAUUACUUCGAGAAAAACACGAGCUGGAACGUCGUUUGGUAGCUAUUGAGGAACAGGAUCGUGCUGAACGUGCCGCAGAAGCUGAAACUAUGCAUAGAUUGAAGAGAGACUUGAAAAGAACCAAAGCUUUGCUAAGAGAUGCUCAAACGAUGCUGGAGAGAUCAAAAGGCGAUUCAACUGGUAAGGCAGCUCUACGACAAUUGAAAAAUCAAUUGGAGGAUGCAGAAUGUGCUAGAGCAGCUGCUGUCAAAGCGAAACAAGCAUUAGAACAAGAACUAAAUGAGACACAAGCUUCGCUAGAAGAAGCUCAACGACAACGCUCCGAAGCGGAAGAACGGGCAAAUAUAGCUAGUCGUGAACGAACUGAGUUAUUAUCACAAUUGGAAGAAAACGAAGAAGAGUUAGCUGAAGUUUUAAAAAAAUAUCGGGCAGCAGUGCAGCAAGUAUCGGCAGAACAGGGUCAAUUGCAAGAAGCACAAGUACAGAUUGCUGCAUUAGAGGCAGAAAAGUCUGCGUUGAAGGAUCAAUUAUCAGAGUUGACACAACGACUCGAAUCCGUUGAACAAUUGGGUGAUCCAACUGCCAAUAGUCUUGCUACACGGCGACUCGAGUUCCGUGCCAAGGAACUCGAAAGUAAGCUAGAAUUGGAACAAACCACGAGAGCACGUUUAGAAACUCAAAUAGCGAGAUUGAAAGAAAGUGUGGAAAAAUUACAAACUGAGUGUGCAUUACUUCGUACAAAAGAACAGAGUGCUCAAGAUACUUCCAGAAGAUUGCAAAGAUCAUUACGGGAAGCAAGAGAAGAGGCCAGUUCAGCUCUAGCGCGUGAACAAGAAUCUACCCGUGCUCGUCGCGAAUUGGAAAAAUCUCUUGAGGCUGCUGAAGCAGAAACUAAAGUCGCCAGAGACGAUCUUAGAUUGGCGCUUCAAAGAAUCGAUGAUCUGCAAAGCGCUAUUCAAGGUGAACUUGAUUUGGAUUGCAGCGAGGAAGGAACAACGGAAAAUAGUGAUAGUGAUUGAUGCGAACAGUUGUCGGAUCUUGAAUCCGACGAAAAAAAAGAUAAGGAAUCAACUGUUCAACGUAUAACUGAAAAUAUUGCUGAUGAAUUGUCAUUCGUCGAAUCAUCGAUGGAUACUUGUUGAUUUAUAAGGCUGAAAGAGAACAACAAAAUAAUAAAAAUAAACAACAAAGACGAUAUCAAAAGAAGAAAGAUAGGAGAGACAUUAAUUCAGAAUCGCUAGACUUAGUUUGUUUCUAUCAAUCAUCCACACCACUGUCGGUUGCAUUUAAAUUUAACGACGGCGAAUCAAAUUUAAAAGCUAAAAAUCAAAUUAUUAACUCUAUAUAUAAAGGUCUAUCAUAAUAGAGUAAAAUCAUAAACAAAAACUGAAAAAUAAUGAAUAAAUUUAUCAAUUUGUACGAUUACACUUACAUACUUUUACUCGUGACUUUUUUAUCAAUAUAAUCGAAAAGAUGACAAGUUUAUAGGUGGUGCUAAUUUCAAAUCCCAAGAAACGUGUUGAUGUCGUGGCUAUUUGUAUUCCGCUUUUUAUUGCGCGUUUUUGGUGCUAUUUAAUCCGACAGUAGUUUUUAUCGACGGACUACAUUGUUGUUCCAGUCUUCCAAAGGAAAAGACAAACUUCGACACGUGAAAACACGUCUAUUUGCACAAUUAAUAAAAUGGUUACCUUUUCAACAGCCCAAAGUUCAAAUGUGCAACAUACCAUAAAAAAUAAAAUAUCAAAGCCUUACUUCCUCAGAAAUGAAAAGCAUUUCACGCUUUUUUAACAUUUCGCUAUACGUAGCCAAUAAUCUUGGCUAUACAGUUUGUAUUAUAAAACGCGAGCUGCGACUCAAUUUUUUGGUUUCUUACAUAUGUAACUUAUUGCUUUGUAAAAUGCAAAUAUCUUAUUUAAUUAA
Messenger RNA from Apis dorsata (giant honeybee), 8851 nucleotides. RefSeq names its product unconventional myosin-XVIIIa (gene Mhcl). Gene Ontology annotation, cellular component: myosin complex. The record is from RefSeq and is a predicted model, not a curated record. Gene Ontology annotation, molecular function: protein binding; cytoskeletal motor activity; ATP binding. The coding region runs from base 1642 to 7950 and encodes 2102 amino acids. NCBI's taxonomy places the organism in Eukaryota, Metazoa, Arthropoda, Insecta, Hymenoptera, Apidae. The transcript is spliced from 27 exons.